This is a messenger RNA of Triticum turgidum subsp. durum (durum wheat), 435 nucleotides long. NCBI's taxonomy places the organism in Eukaryota, Viridiplantae, Streptophyta, Magnoliopsida, Poales, Poaceae. The record is from the annotation of a GenBank genome assembly.
AUGGUGUGGUCUACGAGCAAGCAACAAGGAGGAGAUCAAGAAGAACCCAAGCAGCACAAAAUGGUAAAAGAGGUGAAGAAGAGUGAGACACCCAUCUUCACGUAUCAGCUCCCCUUCCAUUCUCUUUCCCUUAACAAAGUCAAGAACAUCGAGGUCGACCGCUUGAGGCUGUCCUUCACGACGGCGAAAAACUCUACGCUGGUCCCCGUUGAUUCCGGUUCUGAUGAAGAGAGUGACGAAGAUCAAGGCUGUUCGGACAUCGACGACACUGUAAACAGUAUAGGUGGACAAAUGACCGUCGAUAAGCCUAUGGACGAAGGGUUAGAUCGCAUCUGUAGUGGUCUGCAUGCUAUUCCCAGGAAAAAUAAAGCAAGAUCGGCCAAGAAAAGAUCCCAUAAGCUCAGCUCUAGGAAGUUCUACAAAAUAUUCAGCUGA